Messenger RNA from Daphnia magna, 1125 nucleotides. Its product is annotated as retinol dehydrogenase 11. The transcript has 6 exons. Lineage: Eukaryota; Metazoa; Arthropoda; Branchiopoda; Diplostraca; Daphniidae. The coding region runs from base 10 to 1023 and encodes 337 amino acids. The record is from RefSeq and is a predicted model, not a curated record.
GACGUGCACAUGCCAAAUCCUUCAGAAAUGGGUUGUUGUAGUAAUAUUUUCGUCGAUAUUUUUAUGUUUGUUAAAAUGUUAAUCCUUAGCACGAAGUUCCUACUUUCGGAGGCUUUCAGUUCCAUUCGACCAUUAGAAGAUCCAUUGAAGAGAGAAAAGGAAUAUGCUGUCAUCACAGGUGGAAAUCGUGGUAUUGGAUGGUACACUGUUAAAGGGCUAGUUGAAUCUGGAAUGAAAGUGAUUGUUGGUUGCAGAGAUGGUCCAAGCAAAGACCUAUUGCUGAAAUCUGUAGAGAAAGCUGGAUUCCCAACUGGUUCAGUAGAAUGGAUCAAUCUAGAUGUGUCAUCUAUGGAUUCUGUUCGAUCCUUUGGACAAGCCAUUCUUGAUAAGAAUGUCCCCAUCAGCCUUUUGAUAAACAAUGCUGGUAUUAUGUUUACACCUUUCAUGCUGACAAAAGAUGGUUUUGAAUCACAAUUUGCUGUCAACUAUUUGGGUCAUUUCUUGUUGACUCAUCUACUUAUGCCACACCUCUUAGCUGCUGGAACAAAAGAUCAACCAGCAAGGAUCAUUAAUUUGUCAUCAACAGCCCAUGCCUUUGGCUGGUUUGAAAUCAACGAUCUUCAGGCUAAAUCUCAUUACAACAAAAUAGGUGCCUAUUCACAAUCAAAAUCUGCUCAAAUUAUGUUUACCAAGAUCUUGGAUGAGCAGUUGUCCAGUGAAAACAAGCCGGUGAAAGUUUAUGCUGUUCACCCUGGAUUUAUUCGAUCGAAUUUGUAUACGCAAACAUGGUACACAAAAUUUGUUUCCCUCACAAUGGGUUUCAUGUUCAAGACUGAAGAACAAGGUGCCCAACGCGUUUUGUACUUUUCCUUGUCACCGCAAGUAGAAGACUUAAAUGGCGAAUAUUUUGAAAAUUGCGAAGUGGUCAAACCGAUAACGCUGGUUCGUAACCGAGAGACUCAGAAAAAAUUAUGGGAAACUUCUUGUCAACUACUUGAUAUCUCUAAGUUUGGGGGCUUGUAGUAUUUCUUUCAUUUCUUUUAUCAAUCCUGUAUUUGUUAACUAGGAUUGUUCGUGGUGCUGAUAUAAUCUAUUGGUUAAUUAAUAAAUGGGAACAUUAUCAAA